Molecule: messenger RNA, 1957 nt
Organism: Camelina sativa (false flax)
Lineage: Eukaryota; Viridiplantae; Streptophyta; Magnoliopsida; Brassicales; Brassicaceae
Source: RefSeq, a predicted model, not a curated record
UCAACCAAGUACAGUAAUAAUAAGUUAUUCUACAGUUAGUUGUAUCAAAAAAAUUCAAAAAAAAAAACAGAGAAACAAACAGAUAAGAUUCCCAAAACCAAAAAUGGCUUCAGUGAAUUCACGAAGUGGUUUCUGCAACUCAAACUCAACAUUCUACAGCAAACGAACACCAAUCCCACUUCCUCCGAAUCCAUCCCUCGACGUCACCACUUUCAUAUCUUCACAAGCUCAUCGCGGUCGUAUCGCUUUCAUCGACGCUUCCACUGGUAACAACCUCACUUUCUCCGAGCUAUGGCGCGCCGUGGAGUGCGUCGCCGACUGUCUCUACGAGAUGGGGAUUCGAAAAGGACACGUCGUCCUUCUCCUCUCCCCGAACUCGAUUCUGUUCCCCGUCGUUUGUCUCUCAGUGAUGUCGCUCGGCGCUAUCAUCACCACCACGAAUCCUCUCAACACUUCCGGAGAGAUCGCUAAACAGAUUAAAGAUUCCAAUCCUGUCCUCGCCUUCACCACGUCUCAGCUCCUCCCUAAAAUCGCCUCCGCCGCCGAGAAGCUCCCGAUCGUGCUCAUGGACGAGGAGCGAGUUGACUCAGUUGGAAAAGUGAGGAGAUUGGCGGAGAUGAUGAAGAAGGAGCCGAGUGGGAACCGAGUUAUGGAGCGAGUUGACCAGGACGACACGGCGACUUUGCUUUACUCUUCAGGAACAACGGGGAUGAGCAAAGGAGUGAUCUCGUCUCAUCGUAACUUAAUCGCGAUGGUUCAAACCGUCGUGAACCGGUUCGGAUCUGAUGAUGGAACACAGGGAGAGCAGCGGUUCAUCUGCACCGUUCCUAUGUUUCACGUCUACGGCUUAGCAGCGUUCGCCACUGGUCUUCUCGCUUACGGAUCCACGAUCAUCGUUCUCUCCAAGUUCGAGAUGCACGAGAUGAUGUCUGCGAUUGGGAAGUAUAAAGCCACGUUUCUGCCUCUCGUGCCUCCGAUUCUCGUGGCCAUGGUCAACGGCGCAGAUCAGAUCAAAGCUAAGUACGAUUUGAGCUCUCUUCACACUGUUUUGUGCGGUGGAGCUCCGUUGAGUAAGGAGGUGACUGAAGGGUUCGCGGAGAAGUAUCCGACGGUUAAGAUUAUGCAAGGUUAUGGGUUGACUGAGUCAACGGGUAUUGGAGCUUCUACGGAUACUGUUGAGGAAAGCCGGAGGUACGGCACUGCCGGGAGAUUGUCGGCGAGUAUGGAGGGGAGGAUUGUGGAUCCGGUUACUGGUAAGAUUCUUGGACCGAACCAAACCGGUGAGCUUUUGCUCAAGGGUCCUUCCAUAAUGAAAGGUUAUUUUAGCAAUGAGGAAGCUACGAGCUCGACUCUUGAUUCUGAAGGAUGGUUAAGAACUGGUGAUCUCUGUUAUAUUGAUGAAGAUGGUUUCAUUUUCGUGGUUGACCGGUUAAAGGAACUGAUCAAGUACAAGGGCUACCAGGUUGCUCCAGCUGAGCUAGAGGCUUUGCUGCUCACUCAUCCUGAAAUCCCUGAUGCUGCUGUUAUCCCGUUUCCGGACAAAGCAGUGGGGCAAUUCCCGAUGGCAUAUGUUGUAAGGAAAACUGGGAGCAGCUUAUCAGAGAAGUCGAUAAUGGAGUUUGUAGCCAAACAGGUAGCACCGUAUAAGAGGAUACGAAAGGUGGCUUUUGUAACUUCCAUACCAAAGAACCCUUCAGGUCCACAGACAAAUGAAUUUACCAGCCAAAGCUAAAGGAACUUGGAUACUACCUUACACCUAGCUUCUCUUGCACCAUUUUAACAAAUGUCCUAUGCAAAGAUGUACCUGAAAUAGUUUGAGCGCAGAGAUUUCCCACUCAUCACGAUCGAUUCGAUUCUCAUUGUUUUGUGUCGGCCAACGUCAUAACCUUUAUAUUUAUAUCAACCAAAAUCGUGAAUCACGCUCAACUCCUCCUGCAUUUGACAAAAUAUAUAUAAA